Messenger RNA from Cryptococcus amylolentus CBS 6039, 2091 nucleotides. RefSeq lists its product as hypothetical. Gene Ontology annotation, biological process: monoatomic cation transport. NCBI's taxonomy places the organism in Eukaryota, Fungi, Basidiomycota, Tremellomycetes, Tremellales, Cryptococcaceae. The record is from RefSeq and is a predicted model, not a curated record. The coding region runs from base 155 to 1981 and encodes 608 amino acids. Gene Ontology annotation, molecular function: monoatomic cation transmembrane transporter activity. The transcript is spliced from 5 exons. Gene Ontology annotation, cellular component: plasma membrane.
GGUUACCUGUCGCGGUGUUUAAGCGCACGUGAUUUAGGCCGAACAACGCCGCACCAGCUAUUAGCGUGAUCUUGAUAGAUCUUGCUUGUUUUGGCUCUAUGAUCCUCGCUUUUUUGACACACCCCAGCUGUAUCUCGCCCCUGCGCCCGCCACGAUGUCUCCCAUUCUCAAGAGAGACAUAGGCGAACAGUUUCGCCAAGCCCGAAAACUCGCAGCAGCUGCCUCUGGCAUCGCCCACCACGACGACCAUUCCUACAACCCCCCGUACGAAGGGCAGCCAGAAGAUCGGAUAUACAAGUCCGGACAACCAACAAGCGGAGGUAUAGCGGGGUCGUAUGCUUCAAGCUCAUCGGCGCGGCAAGGUAUAGGAGUCGAGAGGAACGAGAUAGAGGACGAUCAUGGAUUCAGAGAAGCUAGAUGGCUGGACACGAAAUUAGAAAUUGGGGAUGGCAAAGGCAAGCUGAGACAAGCAGAGAGUGAUUCUGGAGACGAGGUCGACAACCUGACGGGUGGUCGUCCGUCAAGUGAAAGCUGGAUAGAGGAGGCGCCCUCAGAUCAUGGGGUCCCGAGAACGAGCUUCGGAUAUGCCGAGCCUGACCUCUACUCUGAUGCGAAUGUCGGAAGCCCUGCCAAGUGGAGAGAUUUUGUCAGUCUUGUAAUCGAGUCAACGUGUUCGUUAUUACUAUCACUGGUCGGCCUUGUGUUCACCGGGGAGCUGUUGGAGCAUCUAGCUCGCUGGGAGGUCUUUCGCAGAGUAGAUGAGCUCUUCAUCCUGGUCCCCAUGAUCGGCAACCUCAAAGGCAAUCUUGAAAUGUGCCUCUCUGCCCGUCUUGGUACCUCUGCCAAUAUUGGUGAACUGGACCACCGUCAAACCCGCAAAACGAUGCUCGUCGCAAACAUGACCCUCCUCGGCCUACAAUCUCUCCUCAUCAGCUGUGUUGCUGCUAUUCUAAGUUUUGCCCUUGGUUUGGUGACGGUGCAUCGUUUGGGUGAUUCUCCAGAGGGCGUCAGCUAUAAUAGCACCGUACCGGGAUUAGAUCCCGGUUUGGAGAGCGCGGACCAAGAGUGGCAUGAAGGGUAUACAAGACCCGGAUGGAAGCAGCUGGUCAUGGUGCUGGCGACUGGGAUGGGAUCUGCGGGCAUCAGCAGUGCCGUCCUGGGAUCUUUUAUGGGUAGUUUGAUCAUCGUCUCAAGAUGGGCCGGAACAGAUCCAGACAAUAUCACUCCACCACUCGCUGCCUGUCUAGGUGACCUUCUCACGCUAUUCAUCCUCGCACUCCUCGGCACUGCCCUGGUCCAUACCAUGGACACCAUACUUCCACUAUGCCUUCUUAUCAUCAUGUCUGUCGCGGCCGGCUGGUUCACCAAACGCGUCAUGCGCAACCAAUGGGUCAAAGAGGUGGCCAGGGGCGGUUGGGUGCCACUCAUUGGAGCUAUGUUAAUUUCAAGCGGGACGGGGAUGGUGCUUGCCAAGGGUGUGGGGAGAUACAGGGGAUUCGCACUCCUGGCAAUCUCGAUGACGGGGCUUACGGGCUCUAUCGGCGCUAUACACGCAAACCGUCUUUCCACCCAGUUACACACCCUCCUCCACCCCACUCACCCGCAUCCCCGACCCCUCGCUCAUGAAACUGCGCCUCACCCUGGUCUCUCUCCUUUACAAAGCGCAAUCACACUGUGUGCCAUUGGGUUCCCUUGUCAGGCGGCGUUCUUGUUGAUCGUGAGAUGGGCGGGGUGGAUAGACAUGAGUCUGGGGUGGAUCGGAUGGGUGGUUUUUGCCUUGACUAUCUUGAUUUCCAUUACGAUGGCUCACUACAUGACUUUGUUCUUCUGGUCAAAGAACCUCGAUCCAGACUCCUAUACCCUCCCUAUACAUUCUGCCCUUGUAGAUUUCCUGGGGCAGCUUUUGCUGAUGGUCGCCUACGAGAUUUGCAUCUCGCAAGGCAAAGAUGUCAUGGUGCCGCCAACAGGGGCUGAUCCAUGAUCAUAUUUGCAUGGAUUAUUUGUAUGGCUACAAGCAACCAUAGUAUCCUGUAUAUAUAUGUACAAUUAGUGUAAAAGUGGAACCAUAGAUUUUACAUGCAUCUGCUGCUG